Molecule: messenger RNA, 2943 nt
Organism: Eremothecium gossypii ATCC 10895
Lineage: Eukaryota; Fungi; Ascomycota; Saccharomycetes; Saccharomycetales; Saccharomycetaceae
Gene: SGD1
Product: Sgd1p
Exons: 1
Coding region: 1-2943 (980 amino acids)
Biological process (GO): ribosomal small subunit biogenesis
Cellular component (GO): nucleolus
Molecular function (GO): RNA binding; protein binding
Source: RefSeq, marked provisional
AUGUCUAAACACGGGAUUAGGCUCCCUGGAGCUCUUUUGGACGAGCUAAAUGGCAAGGACUACAAGGAUGAUGAGCGAUUCAAAGGCCACAGGUCAAAGAGGGCGCGCAAUCAGCCCAAUAGGAAGGAUAAGCGCCGGGAACGCCGGCAGCUGAAGAAGCAGAAGCGACAGCGGGGCGAUGUGGAGUCAGCCCCGCAAACGGGGCGUGCUGCGGCAGCGCGGCCAAGGCAACAAAAGAAAGAGAAGGCGGCCCCGGCGCCAAGGCAGACGGCCGCUCCGUUCUCAUCGGAUGACGAGCUCUCGUCCGGGGAUUUCGAUGAGUUUGAUGAGGGCGAUCUGAGUGCAGGCGAGCUCGAGCAGCUGCGCGAACUAGAGGAGGACGAGUCCGCAUCGGAAGAUGAGGGCGGCAACAGCAGCAGCAGCGAUGAGCAGGAGGAGGAGGAGGAGGAGGAGGAGCUAGAUGCCGCGCAGACGAUGGAGCGGCUGCGCGCACUGAAGGCGGCCAAGGUUAAGAAACAGCAGAGAUCGAAAGAGCCCGAGCAGGAGGAGGAGCUAGAUGCCGCGCAGACGAUGGAGCGGCUGCGCGCACUGAAGGCAGCGAAGAGCAAAGCGAAGCAUAGAUCCCAGGAGGAGGAAGAGGACGAUGACAGCGAAGAGGACGAUGACAGCGAAGAUGACGACGAGGAGGAGUUCCGUGGCUUUGAUGACGAACCAGAACACGACGCGCGGGAGCGCGCCGCUAGAUCCUCGAGCAGUAGAGCUCCCAUCCUGCCUGAGGACCUCGCUGCAGUUGAACGGGAUGAGAUGGCCAUGAACUAUUACGGGAAGAAGCUGGGUUUGAAACGCAAGAAGUGGCAGCUACAUGCUACAGACGAAUUUGAUGCGAUUGGUGGCCUGCUCGAGGGCUUGGAUUUCUUCCAGAAUUAUGGCGAGGAAGGCCAGUAUUCCGAAGAUGAGGAAGCCUCGCAAGAAGACACUGGGUCCGAGUCGGGCGACGAGGAGAUCGGCAGCGAGGCCGGCGACAAUGCAAGAAGCGACGGCGGGCUACCUUUUUCGUCGGACGAUGAGCUCUCUUCUGGGGACUUUGAAGAACUAGAUGAAGAGGAUGUCGAAGACGACUCAGAACAUGUUGAGCAAGCGAAGAAGAGCAAGAAGGAGAACCCCUAUGUAGCGCCCGCUGCUGGUUCUUAUGUGCCACCUUCACUCCGCAAAAAGAUGUUGGCAGAAACUGACAGCAAGGAAACCGUGCAGCUCAAAAGAAGCGUGAGGUCAUCAUUGAACAAGCUUUCUGAGUCGAACAUACCGAUCAUUGUAGCAUCUUUAAACGAGCAGUACGACCUGCAUGCACGGCAGUAUGUGACAGACGCGAUCAAUAGUCAGAUCAUCGAGAUUAUCUCUCAGAAUAACAAACUGUUGGAUACUUUUAUUAUGGCCUACGCCAGUGUGGCCUAUGCACUAUGGAGACUGCGCGGAGUUGAAGUUGGCGCUUCGUUUGUGCAAGAGGCUGUUCUCUCGUUUCUUCGGCUAUAUGAUGAGCAAAUGAAGCAAAUAGAGGACAUGGGCGACAUCGAUGUCAAUACAUUCUCAAAAAAAUGUAGCAAUCUCAUAACGCUACUAGCAUAUGCCUACAAUUUCGGGAUGGUAUCUUCUCGGUUAAUCUACGACUGUGUGCGUGUUUUUAUUAACAAACCUAAUGAGUUCACGAUGGAGUUGGUUCUUCGAGUUGUCUCGGUCAGUGGGCCUUUAAUACGUGGUGAUGACCCUGCUGCUUUGAAGGAUAUUUUGGCAGAGCUAUUACCGAACGUUAAUAAGAUCAAGCAGACCACACGCAUGAAGUUCUUGCUGGACACUCUAUUGGAUUUGAAAAACAAUCGGUUGAAGCCAUCCAUUCUAGCUGCAAGUCACCAUGGUAUUAAAAAAGUUCUUGCUGGCGCCUUGAAGACAGCUGCUCCCACUGACGCCUUGCAGGUUUCUCUAGAGGAUAUUCAGCAGAUUGAGACGAAGGGCAAAUGGUGGUUGGUUGGCUCCUCUUGGAAGGGGAAUAUGGACAAUGCCUUCGCUGAAGCCGAUAAAGCCAAGCCAGAGCCGGUUGCGAAGAAGCGCACCAUUGAAAUUACAGACACUCUUCUAGAUGGCAUACCUGACUGGAAUGAGAUCGCUAAAGCCCAAAGGAUGAAUACUGAUGUCAGGAGGGCAAUAUUCAUCAGCAUUAUGUCUGCACACGAUUAUAUGGAUGCGUUUACCAAACUUGAGAAGCUGAACCUGAAGAACAAGCAGUCUUUAGAAGUUCCAAAGGUGUUGGUCCACUGUUUAUCAGUAGACAGUGCGCAAAACGGUUACAACCCAUAUUAUUCGCUGCUAGGUAGCAAGAUCUGCCAACAACACCAUUCCAUCGCGAAGUCUUUCCAAUUUCUGUUCUGGAAUAUUAUGAGGAAGUUUGAGAACGAUAUUGGGAGCGAUGAUGAGGAAGAUCCCUUCCAGAUCAACGAUUUGGACGAGGAGAAGACCUUGCGCAUGCUUUCUAACCAAGCCUGUUUCUUCGGCUACCUGAUGGCCGAAGGUCAGGUAAAGUUAGAUGUUUUAAAACAUGUAUCCAUUAUGGGGUUGAACUCUGACGGGAGACUUUUCCUAGAGAAUCUUCUAUUUCAGUUUCUGUUGGCCUCAGCCAAAAAAGCAGAAACUAAAAAGAAGGUGGGGAAUAUCAAGGAAUGGUCUUACAGAGAUGACUUGUUGCAGGGCGCCCUGUCGCAUGGGAUCCAGGCCGAAAAUAAAAAGAUAAUCUGCAAAUCGCUCAGGAUGUUUAUGAGGAAUUUUAGAUACACGAACUAUAUUCGUGGUCAGCCUGGCUCGAAGGAGUAUCAACGUGACAUGAGAAGGUUGGACUGGGCCGUUAAGCGUUUUUUGGAACUUAUAGAUGAAGAACUGGAUAGUGCAGAUUUGUGA